AUUUCAUAUAGUAUUCAACUAUUCAAACAGGUUUAUGCCGCCUUCUCAAGCAACUCUCUGUAAACUAAGCGAGAAGGCAUUAUUUGAUACUGAGAGUGUCAGCUCUUGGUUCCCAAAUGUGGAUGUCACGUAUAUUGGAGUUACAAGUACAAAUUGGAUGUGUGCUUGGGGGGAGAUUGAAACCAAGAGAUUGUAUGAGGCAGCUUUGAAGAAAAAUGGUAGAGUCAUUGGUAGGAAGAUCCACUUCUUAGACAUGGUCGGAUUAAACCAUUUUGCACACUGGGACCAACCUCAUGAAUUUUUGCAAGUUGUGGCAGAUGGGAUCCGCAAGAAUGACUGUUAGGCAUUUGCACAAAGGGUGCUUGAAACAAAUAUGCUGCUUCUAAUACUGAUAUUCUGUAUACUGGUCCUACAGCAAUGCAGUUUUUCAUUUUCCUUGUCAAAGCAUGUAUGUUCACCUCUGACUCAAAAGUAAUUCUUUUGAAUUUUACUCCUACAAUAUAAC
Molecule: messenger RNA, 505 nt
Organism: Lentinula edodes (shiitake mushroom)
Lineage: Eukaryota; Fungi; Basidiomycota; Agaricomycetes; Agaricales; Omphalotaceae
Exons: 2
Coding region: 35-343 (102 amino acids)
Source: RefSeq, a predicted model, not a curated record